AUGGAUUUCUACAAGGAUAAAGCCAAGCUAAUUGAUAAGCUCCUGGAGGAAGGUCCUUCUUCCACAGAAGAGAAGGACGAAGCUCUGGUGACUUUAAAACGAGAACGUCAUACGCAUAGCAAGUUUUUUGCCUGCCAUGUUGUUCUUUUGGUACUUGUGCUAGUACUGGGAAUGUGUUUGUUUGCGCGGGUAGCCUACUAUGGUUUUCAAACCACGGGAUAUGAUCAGCAGUCACUGAACGGAGGUUUGUUUAUCCUUAUAUUGGGCCAUUCCAUUUACUGUCCGCCACCCCUUUAUUGAAGGUACUUUUAUAUUUACUCAGAGAUGCCAGCCUCGGCUCUUUAAUCCCGCCAUCACUACCAAAAUUUUCCCUUUAUCUCGAAAUCCCGAACGUUUUCAUCGGCCAAAUCCCGAUCCUGGUCACAUCAUUUUCCAUGGUCCACCUAAUCAGUACCCUGCUAGCAAAGUCGCUUCGAUCUUUCCUAAAUGAGUCGGGAAGGAGGAAGCGACUCUGCCGACAUCUUCAAGUUCCUUUGAUCUGUAGCCUCCCACGCAGACGUUCUUAGGGGUUCGUCACGCGUUCCUGCCCCACGAACGUCUGCUGAACCGAAAGAUAAAUUCCUGUCCCUUUGUUCGUAAAUAUCAGCUGGUGAUCACAUGCAGAUUAAUAUUAUAGGAGAUCCAAUCGGCGCUGUUGAAGUCAAAGUGUUGACAAGCCAAACACAUACGUACAAGCGCUGUAAAGUGUGAUGCGUGACCAAAGAUUUUUGCUCCGAACGAAAAUCUAGCAGAUAAGCGUUGGGUAUUUUUGUACCUUGUUCGUGUUCUCUCUGUAAAGGCUUUGGAUUGGAACAUUGGGGAAGUCAUUUGCUCAUAACUCCUCUUUUUUCAACUUGGGGCUUGCGCAAGCAAAAGGUUGCUUGUAGGACUGAACAAAAGGCAAAAUUUUUUUUACAGGUUAGUGUUUUGUAGUAAAGCCGACUUCCGUUCAGCAAAUUUCAUCUCCGAGGUAAUUUUUUUUCAAUGAGAUUGUGAGGGUAGCCACUAGUACGAAGGCUUGUGAGUUAACUGAGUAGUUUGUUCUAAAACUGUAAGGUCUUCACCUUUCAUGAUACCUUUCUGAUCUUUUCUGGAGCUAUAAAGUCAAGCGCGAAAUUUCUCAAGGACCAAAGUGCACUUCCCAGAUCUGGAAGUCUGCUGUGAUUGGUCUACAUUUUUUCCGCUCAAGUCAGCAGACGUUCGUGGGGCAGGAACGCGUGACGAACCCCUAAGAACGUCUGCGUGGGAGGCUGUUUGAUCUGCCGAUCAUCCAGCGAUUUGGAUGAGUCAGACAAGUUUCGUACUGGAUAAACCAGUUUUACCUGUGCACGCACGCAUAUUCUGGAGUUUUGCUGACUCUUUCUGCGCCCACGCUCCAUAACAAAACAAACAGCUGCCACUUCAAUUUCAUGCAGGAAUUUUGAGAAAAAUAUAGAUUGAACGUGCAGUUUUAGAAAAAUUGGAAAAUGCACCCAGACUUGAGAUGGAUUUUGUUUUGAAUUUAACCGUGUGCUUAGCCGAUUUUACUUGCGUGAACGGAUCCCCAAUCCAGUAACUGUUACGUGAAGUUCUUGGAAGGAUAAACAAAUGGGUUUUGAAUAAAAAUAUUUACGAAACAAUAUCAGUAUGCCUAUUCUUUGGUGUUUGCUCAUUCAUAACAUUUAUUGAGCUAUUUUGAAAAAAUAGCUCAUAUGUCAGUGGUGUGAGCGUAUGUAUCUUUGUGGCUUUGUAUCUUUGUAACUUUGUAACUUUGUAACUUUGUAUCUUUGUAACUUUGUAUGUUCGGAUGUUUGUUGCAAGAGCCAAUAAGGUUGAAGAUACUAUGAGUUGAUGCUAAGGAACCAAUGAGAUCUUGGCAUCUACUUAAAAAUCACAUUGCUAAAGGUCGAACAAGGGCACUUUAAGACCGCCAUCUUGAUUCUUUACAAUUUGUUCGUCUUUUAUUACGGCUACAGGUGUUUGGAAACAUUAUAUUAAAUAUCUUCAUGAUUCAAACGCUGUGUACAGUGAUGCAGCUGUUUAAGGGUUCAUAUUUUAGUGUGGAUGCUACUUCAAGACAUUUCUGACCGAAUUCGGCUAUCGCGAACGGUACCACGCACGUAUUUAUGAGUUGUGUUUCACCUGCUUCAAGGUAGAGCAUAAACGAUCAUAUAUUUUCAAAGCUCUUCCAGUGAAGCAAUAAUUGAUAUUUAGAUAUGGACUUUAAUUCGAAAGUAUGCGGCCUAUAAAUUGUGGUUUUAGAAGUUUGAAAAGCAGCUUAUUUUUUUAAAAGCUGUACCGAGUAUUGUUAAUCCUGUAAACAAGCUGUAGAAAUAUUAUUCUCUCGCUUACAAAGUUCAACAGACCUUUUUCGUUCCGGCAAAACAACAACAAAAAGGAAUAAUAAGUGAACAACAUGAUACAUCCUUCCUGCAUACUAAGAAUUAUAGUUAUUGAAACGUAUUUUAUUUAGUAAAGAUGCGUAUAAACUUAAGUAGAAACAGUAGCGUUAGGGAAUAAAAUUGGAAGAAGCUAGUUGACACAAUAAUUAGUUACUGCUUUAUUGAGUGGAGUAACAUGAUAUGAGCAGAAAUAUAUUUCGGCAGUUUGAUAAUUUUCUUGGAAGUUAAUCAAUGUUAGGCUAUCAACCUUGACGUUGCAUGAAACAUAAUUUAAUUGCAGAUGUUGUAAUAAGGCCGAGGUGAUUUCUUAAAAUCGCUUGAGAAAAUUUUGUAGUAAACAAUUUGCGUUUUUUUUAAGUACGAAUUGUAAAAGGGCCAAAGACCAACAUCUUCACAUGCAAAUCGUGUGUAUGAGUUAUUUUUAUAAUUCUGUUUACUCGAUUACUGUGUGAUAACUCGAAUUCCCUCAUGUACGAACCACGGAAGGGGGCAAAGUCCAACACUUUCACGUGCCAUCUGUGUGACUGUACAUCUCAUGCAGAUUGGCUUUUCACAAUAGUAAUAGUGACUUGAACGUAUAAAGACCUGUUUCGUUUAGUAACCAAUGCCCUAAAAAGGCUCUUGUCUUUUAAGAAGCAAUAGCUUUUAAAACAUGAAGAAAUAAGUUGUCGGAGUUAAAGACUGUCUCACAAAUGUUAAUAAAUGUUAGGUUAUCAACCUUGACGUUGCAUGAAACAUAAUUUAAUUACAGAUGUUGUAAUGAAGCCGAGGUGAUUUCUUAAAAUCGCUUUGAGAAAAUUUUGUAGUAAACAAUUUGCCUUUUUUUAAUUUUUAACGCAUUUAAUUGUAAAAGGGCCAAAGACCAACAUCUUCACGUGCAAAUUGUGUGCAAGAGUUAUUUUUAUAAUUCUGUUUACUAGUUUAUUGUGUGAUAACUCGAAUUCCCUCACGUACGAACCACGAAAGGGGACAAAGUCCAACACUUUCACGUGCCAGCUGCGUGACUGUACAUCUCAUGCAGAUUGGCUUUUCACAAUGAUAAAUAGUAACUUGGACGUAUGAAGACCUGUUUCGUUUCGUAACCAAUGCCUUAAAAAAGGCUCUUGCCUUUUAAGAAGCAAUAGCUUUUAAAACAUGAAGAAAUAAGUUGUCGGAGUUAAAGACUGUUUCACUGAGUAGAAUCGCACGUGAAAACCUCGUGAAUUAUGAUGACGCAACCAUCUACCUCAAUGAUAAAAAUCCUGGUAUUUCGUAAUUAUUCAGUAUUCGAUGAGCCACAUUUUGGCUUAAGAAACUCCGAGGAAACCUUAGAGUUUUCCUUCUAAUCAACGUUUGGUGAGUAGAAAUUUAUUUUACUUUAGCAAUUUGUUUAACUUGCACCAGAUGUAACUGGGAAAGACAGAGGAAAGUGAAUACAUAGGUUGAGGAUCGACUCAGCUGAGCGUUUCGCGUUUUCAUUUAUGUAGCGCAAUACCCAAUUUCGCACAAAAACCAAACCUACAUUUAGGAUGAAAAAGGUAGAUUCAUCACUCUUGGUAAGGUUACACCGAAGUAUUAUAGUUACACUGAAGCAUUCAAAAUAGCUCAUGCACGUUGAACGUGCCUAUGUUUCAAAAUAAGAUCAUGAGGCUACAGAAUCCAUGUUGCAUUUAAAUGAUCGAUGCUUUUACAGCUGUUUUUUGGAUAAUACCCGACCUGUGAUGCCAAAAGCGUCUUUGGAUUUUGUGUUUUUCUGCAACGUCAAUCACAAUCUGAAGAAGCGGCGCUUUCUUCGCUUUCUGACCUUUACAUUUUAGCGAACCUCUUAGGAAACGAAAGGCCGUGGUUUAUUUGUGAUUUGUCACUGGUGGAUUUUGAUCCCUUUGGUGUGUCUCUGUGUUUGAAGGUUCAUUGCUUUGUUUUUGAAAAGCACCGUAAGUUUUACCUUAGUUAUAAGUUUUUUUAACUUCUUUAUACUGAAACGUGGCAAGGUUAGAUUCCAAAGGUGAAAUUGUGCCUAUAGAGCUUCCAAAUCCAGAGGAAACACAGAUACGGAAGGGUGAAAACAAACUGUUACAUUCCCGCUAACAUUUACAUUUGCUGACAAACACAGUGGAUGCUACGGUAACGGUUUGAUUGACGUCACAGACAAAUUUGAAUUUGGAGCAUGCUCAAUAUGAAUUAUCGAGGAUGUCGGCAGAGGUUCCUAAUCCUCUUCCAAACUUAUCUAGGAAGAUUGAAGGAGACUCUGUUCGCAGGGUACCUUAUCAGAAGAGUGAAAAAAUAAUACAGACACUUUUGUUAUUUCAUGAUAUGGUAAUAAGUACUGGCCCUUUUAACCCACUCGCUCCAGGAGAUUUUGCUGAUAAAGGUGUUUUGAAGCUAGUCGAGUGGUUUUCUGGUCACUGUUGUGCUACACAGAGCUAAAACUUACCACAAAACUGUUCACAGGUCGUACACUUCAUGGCCUUCUGAUCCAGAUGCAAACUAUUAGCUUGCAAAGUUCGGGCAUCUGCAGAAAGCAAUUGGGUUUAAAAGUGACACAACAGUUUUGACUUUUACUUUCUGCUUUCUCUGAUCCUCCCCUCUUUUUUCACUUUUCUUGCCUCGUUUUUUUUUUUCUCUUGCUGGGCAUUUAGUAGGCUUCAUUUUGGUGGGAAGAGUUUUAAGGAAAGUUUUUAGGAUCUUAUGAUUAGGUGAAAGGAAAGGUAGGUGGGCAAUGGAACAAGAUUUUCAUGGAGAUUUUCAGGUCAAUGUCACAUGGUUUUUGUCCUUCUUCCCCGGUGUCCUUGACUGAAUUGUGCUCAUUCUGGUAUGGUUUGAAAGAUCUCUUCACUCUGCAGAAGUUAGCAGACAAAGUUGCCCCUGACUGUUAAAACUGAUGACAUCACAAGCGGUAGAAAGGACGUGGAUCCGCACGGGCGGUUCAGGGGCAAAUGGGUUAAGCCAUAGGAGCUCAUAGGGUCUGUUAUUCACUGAUUUAAGUGGUUAAUUUAAGUGGUUAAAUGGGCUAAAUUUCAGACUAAAGCAUAGCUAAGCUCAAAAGUCCAUUUUAUCCCGAAGAUUUGGUGACCCGUACGGAAGAGCAGGAGAUCAGUGCAGUAUCUGGGAGACUUCUGGGUAAUCUAGGAGAGUUGGCAUAUAUGGGUCUUUGUUUCAGAAGAGUCAUGAAACAAUAUAGACACUUGUUAUUUCAUGACAUGGUAAGCCACAGGAGCUCAUUGGGACUGUUAUUCACUGAUUUAAGUGGUUAAAGCCACAAUUUAGCUGAAAUUUUUUACUUUUAUACCUGCCCACAUUUUCUCUUGGAACAACUGGGUGAAACUUGAUUUUUCUUUGGCUAUUUUUUAUUGUUUUAAUAUAGGUUAUUAUGAGCUUGAAAUCUUUCAAGAUGAGGACAAGCCACAUCACAGCACAAUGGAUAGGCCUCUACACCAGAUGAGGGGCAGGACUUCUAGUGUUAAAAGUUCUGCUUCUUAUAAUCCCCCUCCAAGAUCAGAAAAGGCAAAAACAGGUGAGUCAUAAAGAAAGGCUGUAAAAAAAAUCCCUGAGCCCCCGUGACGUGAUUAGGGCGACAUGCAUAUCUCCUUCUAGAGACUGCUAGUCAACCAUGUCUCGAGUUUAUCUUGGCGAAAAUUGCAUUUGGUCACGUUAAAAUUAAUAAACUCCCCUCUUUAAUAUUAUUUUUGUCUUCAGCAAGGUACAUUGUGCACAACACUAUCUGGGGAUCUAUCUCAACUAUCUCUGUGGCACUGAAUGGAGCUCCUUUUAGUGUGGUUACAUCAUUCAGUGAUGGGACUGUUGAUAAUAGCACAGGGAUACCAUACUUUUAUCUGUCAAAUUUUGACCCUAUAUGCACAAACAUAAAGGAAAACAACUGGGCAAGUCUGUCAGUUUCUGAAGCACAAAGUGAUUACUGCAAGCAACAUGACUGGGACCCUGAGGAACCACUUUGCUCUCGAGUUUCUCUCACAGGAAAGGUAAGUAAAUAUUGCAUUUUAAUGUUUUAGCCUAAGCAGCAAGACUCAUAAUCUGCAAGCAGGUUUUUUUCUUCAUAUUUAGUACACAAAACUGCCGUUGUGGUCCCAGGCAUUCCUAGUGGAGACCAUGGAAACUGGGAAUAAGAAUCGUUGCAUGACCGAAGCCAUGCAUGUUUUGCGAAGAAUGCGUCUGUCCAUGAAUUCUAUCACACUUGAAAGCAUUUACUACUUUGGAACACGUGAUCACUUCGGUCGUCGAAAAAAAAGGAAAACUUUAUUAGCAAAAGACUAACUGGUUGGGUGUUGUAAACUUUCAUUGUGAUGAGCAUGCGGUCCAUUUUUGGCAAUGAUCGAAAUGACAUGCCAUGCAAAUCCCUUUUUUGAUCUCUGGCAAUGACGUGAUUUCUGUGGAAUCAAGGCCCUUGAAUUUUCCUGUAUUUAUACACACGUACAGCCUGCGACAGCAGACGUAUAACAUGUGUACUUAAUCAAUUCAGAAACAAAUAAAAAGUAAAUCUCCAGAAGUAGCUAGGGAGUGAAAAACCUUAAGUGAGUAAAUCCUGUUUCAUGUAGAUUAAUUAAUUGCCCGCUCAUUUCUCGAUCUAAUCUCCAAGCAAGCGAGACUUAAACACCACUGUAAGAGUGUUCUUGUUGUAUACAUGUUCUGCUUCCAAGUAGACCUUGGCACAGUUUUGGAAGCCGUCUUGAUGAGUAGCCAACCACAUGAGAAAUUACAGUGUUUGUGUCAGAAUCUAAUGUGAAAUAACUUUCGUACAACGGCUGUCCUGAAAAAAUAUGAAUUGUACUGAGAAAAUUUGAGGACGUUACAUGCACUAGAACCACUUUUUAAAAUUUUUCUAUACAUUUGUCUGUUAACAUUUUUCUUCAUGCCGACUAAAAUUUCCUGGGAAAAUUGCAGACAAAAUUAAUAUGUGGAAAAUCUAAAGCAAGCGUUUGGAGAAAUUUAAGCACAGGUACGGCCCAAAAAAUUUGUUUGUAGAAUCACUUGCUGUGUAGCUUUAUUUUACAAUUCAUAAUGUUUGCAGAACAGCCUUUUUACAGAAAUUAUUUGACAUUAGAUUCUCGUACAAACACUGUGAUAUCUCAUGCGCUUGCUUACUCAUCAAAGAAGAUGGCUUCCAAAAUUAUGACAAGGUCUAUAGGUAAUAACAGCUCUUAUCAUUGAGUGUUUAUCAAUGUUUUAAACAUCAUGCAUUAACUGAAGGACUCUAAAGUUUCAUUCUUUCUUGUCUCUUAAAACUUAAAGCUUAUUCAUGUUGGCCCUGAUGAGAUCAAGUUUGCUCAAAAUGCUUUGUUUUCAAGACAUCCUGUGAUGAAAUAUUGGCCUAAAGAUCAUGGUAAGUUAUCAAAAAGUUUUCAUUCUUUCUUUAUACCUUUUGCACCAAAUUUCACUUCUUAUAGUUACUUUAUGAUCAGGGUGCAAAGAAAGUCAGUUUUACAGCCUGCCAAUUGUGCAAGCUAUAGCUAGCAUGUACUAGCCCACAAGUCAUUUUAACUAGCCCAAAAACCCUUUUUUAAUUAGCAGGAUUUAUUACAAUUCUUCUGUAACUUGAAUUUCCCCAAAAAACAGCACCUGCCUGUCAGGCAAGUUAAGAACAAAAUUUGUAUUUGUCACUAGCCCUAUAGCAAAAUCCCCUAGCCCCGGGCUAUCGGACACGACCUUCUUUGCACGCUGAUGAUUAAUUAUGUCUUUGCUGCCAUUGUCAGUGUCAUUGCAUAGCAUCUCUGUUUUUCUUAUUAUACUUUUUAUGUCAGUGAUGCAUUUACUCCGUCUAGUAACCAAGUUAUCUUCUUUUUACAGAUUGGCAGACACUCAAACUUGAAAUCGUCAAUGUCUGGUUGCAAGAUAUUUAUGGCCCGGCUGAUAUCAUUCCAGUGAAAGACUACCUGAAGGUCAAAUUGUAG
Messenger RNA from Porites lobata, 8305 nucleotides. The record is from the annotation of a GenBank genome assembly. NCBI's taxonomy places the organism in Eukaryota, Metazoa, Cnidaria, Anthozoa, Scleractinia, Poritidae.